Didymodactylos carnosus is the source of this 1512-nucleotide messenger RNA. The record is from the annotation of a GenBank genome assembly. NCBI's taxonomy places the organism in Eukaryota, Metazoa, Rotifera, Eurotatoria, Philodinida, Philodinidae.
AUGUCAAUGCUCGUAGCAACUGUUGGGGCAAAUCAGAAGAAGAAAAAGAAUAAACAAAAUGUUCCAUCAUUUGCACAUGUAGCGUUAAUUCUACAUUUAUUUGGUGAUGUCCAUUACAUAUGGAGGAAAUCAGCAAAAGAUGAUGAAGAUCCGGAAGAAGACACAUGGUCUCAAAACUUACAACUGGCAUCAGGUUCUCAAACGCAAUCCGCGGAAUGUAGCGCUUAUAAUUACACAUAUAAUAAAAUUAUUGAUUAUACGUCGAAGAAAACUAUUAAUGAUCAGCCAGAUGAAAAAGAACUGCAAGACCAGAUACUCGAUAUCCAUACCAAGGCGGUGAUUAUCAUUCCUCGUUUAUGCAUUUUAUUUCAAAUAUUCAAUUAUGCCAUGGAUGUAUUGAAAGAGUGUGAAGAUCAUGUUGUGUUUGAUGAGGGUUACCUAGUAUCAAGAAAAAUUAAUCAAUUAAUGGUCCGAAAAGCAACAGAAAUAGUGAACCAAAUAUUAGCUUCUGCACCUAGAAGUCAGUAUUAUCCCCAAAUGCCGAUGUUAUUCGUAGAAAAACCGGCUUGUAUUGCAGCCUGUGACUAUUAUGAUUAUCUUAAUAACAUGGCUGUCAUAUUAUUUACAUUACAAGAAUCACCCACAGAGCAGUAUGUAUCAAAAAAAUCGUUAUCUAUGUCUAGGUUGACAACAUUGAUAUCAUCAUCAAAUGUACUAUCAACAUCGGAAAGCACAAUUUGUUUAUUUCCAUUUAAUUUUUUCAUGUUUGGUGCUCUAGCAUCAAGAAUGCCAGAACCAUUGGAAACAAAAAAUUCACCAUUUCAUAAUUGCAGUCAUUUAGUUGAACCAGCAUUAACAAAUUUAAUGACCGAUGGAAUUUUGAUCAGUGGUGAUUUUCUAGUCGAUUCUAAAAAUCGUCGUCAUAAGAGCAUAAUGAAAGUUCCAGUGCCACAUGAUCAACAAAAACGUGAUCUAUUUGAAGCUAAAUUGAAAAAGUAUAAUGUUAAAUUAAGUGAUUAUGAAGCAUUGUACAAAACAUCUGCAAAACCAACAAAAUGUGGAUUAUCACGUGAAACUAUUUAUUUUUACUCUCAAAUUGCUGAUUUUGUACCUGAAUAUUCAAAAUAUAAAACGGAUAUGAAAGAAACAAUUGAAUAUUUAAUGAAAGAUGGCCAUAUUACAGAAGUAAUUGUCAAUAAUGAUAUUCAAUAUGCUAUUUCAUCAACAUCGACCCAUUUUCGUCCUCUUCCAAUAGAUAAAGCAACGUAUGAGCAAUUAAGAAAGGAAUUGCCUCUAUCACUGAAGCAAAAAAGAACAGGAAAAAUAAAUUCGGUUUCAACGCCACAACAACCACUAAUACCUAAUUUACAAUUGCUUCACCGAUUUGCUUCGGAUUUAUCUACGAUUGAUAUUAAUGCAUUAUUUGAAAUGUUAAUUCAAACAAAUUUAAGUAUGUUAAAACCAUUGGUUAAUUCAAGUACAAAUAAUUUUUUUUCUGGGGUCACUUUAUAA